AUGGCUCAAUCUGAGUCUAAAGGCCUUACAACCAAGAAAGUGGAUGGUAUAACUCUCUGUCUCAAGCCAAAGGCCCAAGCUCCCAGUAGACCACCAGUGCAAGUGCUUGAAUCCAGUGUUCAGAAAACUCAGAGUUCUGAUAUUCAAGGGCAGGAGAAGAAGGGAGUCCUGGCUCUAGAAUACCGGGAUGUGGACCUCCCUAGUGACUCAGACAUCACAAUGGAACCACUUUCAUUGGACAGUUGGGAGUUGCAUUACUACCCAUCUUUUGGCUCUCUGAGCAGCACCACGGCGGUUGGCAAGAACAAGCGCCUUACGAAAGGCGGCAAAAAGGGAGCCAAGAAGAAAGUGGUUGAUCCAUUUUCUAAGAAAGAUUGGUAUGAUGUGAAGGCACCUGCUAUGUUCAAUAUAAGAAAUAUUGGGAAAACACUAGUCACCAGGACUCAAGGAACAAAAAUUGCCUCCGACGGCCUCAAGGGUCAUGUGUUUGAAGUGAGCCUCGCUGAUCUGCAAAAUGAUGAAGUUGCAUUUAGAAAAUUCAAGCUGAUUACUGAAGAUGUUCAGGGCAAAAACUACCUGACUAAUUUUCAUGGCAUGGACCUUACCCAUGACAAAAUGUGUUCCACGGUUAAAAACUGGCAGACUAUGAUUGAAGCUCAUGUUGAUGUCAAGACUACCGAUGGUUAUUUGCUUCAUCUGUUCUGUGUUGGUUUUACUAAAAAACGCAACAAUCAGAUAUGGAAGACCUCUUAUGCUCAGCACCAACAGGUCCGCCAAAUCCAGAAGAAGAUGAUGGAAAUCAUGACCAGAGAGGUGCAGACAAAUGACUUGAGAGAAGUAGUCAAUAAAUUGAUUCCGGACAGCAUUGGAAAAGACAUAGAAAAGGCUUGUCAAUCUAUUUAUCCUCUCCAUGAUGUCUUUGUUAGAAAAGUAAAAAUGCUCAAGAAGCCCAAGUUUGAAUUGGGGAAAUUCAUGGAGCUUCAUGGUGAAGGUAGUAGCUCUGGAAAAGCUACUGGUGACGAGACAGGUGCUAAAGUUGAACGAGCUGGUGGAUAUGAACCACCAGUCCAAGAAUAUGUUUAAAAUUCAGACUUUUAAUGACAAAUAAAGAGUCCUACUUGUGAAAAAAAAAAAAAA
Messenger RNA from Lemur catta (Ring-tailed lemur), 1137 nucleotides. RefSeq names its product 40S ribosomal protein S3a-like. The transcript has 3 exons. Gene Ontology annotation, cellular component: ribosome; cytosol. Lineage: Eukaryota; Metazoa; Chordata; Mammalia; Primates; Lemuridae. Bases 1 to 1083 code for a protein of 360 amino acids. Gene Ontology annotation, molecular function: structural constituent of ribosome. Gene Ontology annotation, biological process: translation. The record is from RefSeq and is a predicted model, not a curated record.